Messenger RNA from Colletotrichum abscissum, 780 nucleotides. RefSeq lists its product as uncharacterized. The coding region runs from base 1 to 780 and encodes 259 amino acids. The transcript is spliced from 3 exons. The record is from RefSeq and is a predicted model, not a curated record. NCBI's taxonomy places the organism in Eukaryota, Fungi, Ascomycota, Sordariomycetes, Glomerellales, Glomerellaceae.
AUGGACGAAAAGAAUGAGGAAAGCAAAGGGUCCAAGUCUGCACCCGCGUCAAGCAGGUACCACGGUUCAUGCUUAUUGUUGGCGUUGGCAAAAGUCCCUCGAACCUCUGAGAAAGCGAGCACGGAUACUCAAGCCUAUCACCAAGGACUGUCCCCUGGGCCGCUCAGUGCGCCCAUGCCUGCUACUGACGGAAGGAAAUCGCGUACAGAGCGUGAGAGAGAGAAGGAGGGAGGUGCGGAUAGCUUAUCCCGGCAAGGUGACAAGGUUCGUACGGACGCUACCCUACCUCGCGGCUUGGUACAGUACGACGGUGCAAGAGCGGGCAGUAGUGGUGGACUGGUCCAUGGUCUACUCCGUACUCCGUACCUACAGUCCAUCGCCGGCUCAACCUGCCAUCGCCUACGGGUACUGUGCGGGAACAUUGCACCCCGACUUUCCGCUGCCCACGUUCCUUUGUCCCACGCACUGCUCCGCGCACUCUGGAAGCCCGGCCCAGGCCCGCUGCUAAUCACCCACCUACCAACCACUUUCCCUGUACCUCUUCGUAGAGGGAGCAAACAUGCGUUUCUUGGCUUCAACGUUUACUGCAUUCCUGCGCCGCCUCCAGCACAAACCGAUACCUACCUCUUGAACCCUGGAAUGGAGCCGUUGAACGAUAACCGCGUUCCCUUCCAACCGUCCUUUGUCCUCGUUGCCUUGUCUGUUGCCUCGCUGACGUCGACAUCUCUUCAGCCGCGCUGGACGAACAACGGCGAUAGCUUCGCAGUUCUUCGCCGUUAG